This is a messenger RNA of Notechis scutatus (mainland tiger snake), 2059 nucleotides long. NCBI's taxonomy places the organism in Eukaryota, Metazoa, Chordata, Lepidosauria, Squamata, Elapidae. The record is from RefSeq and is a predicted model, not a curated record.
GCCUGGGGGUCCCCUCCCCCCUCCCGGGUGUUCCUAACUCUCCCCCCACUCCUCCCCCUCGCAGAGUUCUGCCGCAUCGACCGGCCCCUGUGCCAGCAGGAGGAGGAGCAGCUCAGCUUCGAAGCCGUGCGCAACAUCCACAAGCAGAUGGACGACGACGCGAACGGCAACGUGGACGUGGAGGAGAGCGAUGAGUUCCUGCGGGAAGACCUGAAUUACCACGACCCGACCAUCAAGCACAGCACCUUCCACGGGGAGGACAAGCUCAUCAGCGUGGAAGAUCUUUGGAAGGCCUGGAAGGCGUCGGAAGGUAAGGCCAGAGGGCACCCAGGGCCGGGGCCUGCCAGCAAAGGGCGGGCCGGCUUGGGACUGCAGAACGAGGCUUCGGGAAGGGCUGCUUGGCGCCCGGGGGCCCCAGUGCGCAUGGCCCUCCGUAAUGCGGAGAAGGAGCUGGAGUCGCACAGCAGCUGGGCGGCCCCCGGGGCCCUCCAGAAGUGGCUGCAGCUGACGCACGAGGUGGAGGUGCAGUACUACAACAUCAAGAAGCAGAACGCGGAGAAGCAGCUGCUCCUGGCCAAGGAGGGGGCCGAAAAGAUCAAGAAGAAGCGCAACACCCUCUUUGGCACCUUCCACGUGGCCCACAGCUCCUCCCUGGACGACGUGGACCAUAAGAUCCUGACCGCCAAGCAGGCGCUGAGCGAGGUGACGGCUGCCUUGCGGGAGCGGCUGCACCGCUGGCAGCAGAUCGAGCUGCUCUGCGGCUUCCAGAUCGUCAGCAACCCGGGGAUCCCCACGCUGGUCUCGGCCCUCAACAUCGACCCCAGCUGGGUGGGGGGCCCCCCGCGCCCCAACCCCUCCCACUUCAUCAUGACGGACGACAUGGACGACCUGGACGAGGAGAUGGUCUCCCCCGUCUCCAUGCAGUACGUGGCCCUGCUUUUGGGGCGCCAGUGCAGCGACCACUCCGGCCCCUGCUUGGAGGACCAGGCCUUCUGCAAGGACCCCGCUCCCACCUUGCCAAGCAGCGUCAUUCGCCAGCGCCUGAUGGACCCCCAGCAUUCCUUGGGAUCGCAGAGGGACCUGGCCCACUCGGACUCGGACUCCUCCAUCCCGCACCUGGGCGACCUCCAGCGGGCAGCCAUUUCCGCACCCAAGCUGCGCCCCGCCCUGCUGCACAAGCCGGCUGAGGAACAGCAGCACCCACCGGAUCCCGCCGAGUUGGAGAGCCCGCUGAUGAUGAAGAAGGUGCCCCCACUCAACCACCACCACGGGGGGCUGGAGAAGGCGGCCAGCCUGGGGGAGCUGGGGCCGGCGGGGGCCCGUUCAGGGGACUCCUCUCGGUCACACAGCCCCAGCUCCACUGAGCCCGACACCCCCUCCCCGCCUGCCAACGGCCGCACCGCACUCUCCCUCCUGUCUGGCAAGGCCAACAGCCGCAUCCCCCACCUGGCGGCCAAGAAGACCGGGGCAGAGGAGGACAGCGGCUCCACCGGCGAGGAGACGGACUCGGGCCCCGGGAAGAAGAAGUUCCCCCUAAAGAUCUUCAAGAAGCCCCGGAAGUAGCCGGAGGACACGGAAGGACCGGGCAAGGCGCCCGUGGCUGCCCUCCGCCGGAACGCCUGGACCGAGCGACAGAGACACUCUUGCUGGGGGGGCCUCCUGGGGCCAGAGGGCCCUGCUUGGCUGCGCAUGGCUUGCACCCGCUGCCCCCCUUCUGCCUGCUGCUGCUGCCCUCCAUGCGGCCAGAGCAGGGGAACCCCAACAGGCGCCCCUGGACUGCGGCCUUCCCCCGGGAGUGGAACCAAAGCUUCGUGGCUGCUCUGUGCAGCUGAGUACAGGAGGGCGAUGCCUCAGACUCCUGGCUGCGUCCUGGACCGGCCGGAGUGGCCACACAGGAGCCCGUCUCUCUGGGUCUCAGGGCAAGGAGGAAGGCGGCCGCCUGGCCAGCAAGGCUGCGGAGGGGCUGCCCAGGCACCGAAGGGGGGCAGCUCCUUGGGCCGGCCGGCUGCUUUCGUAAAACUGUUUUGAAUCUAAUAAAGCAUGUAGACUAUUUUAAUAA